Messenger RNA from Penicillium egyptiacum, 1164 nucleotides. The record is from the annotation of a GenBank genome assembly. Lineage: Eukaryota; Fungi; Ascomycota; Eurotiomycetes; Eurotiales; Aspergillaceae.
AUGAGUUAUAUUUUCAAGGAAUGGUCCCCAGCCUUACUCCAUCUUAAUCUAAUCGACAGAGAACAAUAUCGCAACUGCCACAUCCACAGCCCCCAUAAACCCCAAACACCAACAAUGGGCUACAAACUCCACGAACCCAAGGAAUCCAUCGAUAUUCCACAAGUGCAACGCGCAAUUGUAUGCCUGCCCAAUGGCCGGCUGGGCCACGCCCGCGACGCGCCCGUCCCCCCCCUGGCCCCGGACAUGGUGCUGGUGCGCACGGCCGCGGUGGCGCUGAACCCGACCGACCACAAAAUGGUCGCGAACUUCCCGACUCCGGGCGCGGUGUCUGGGUGUGAUUUCGCUGGCACAGUAGUCGCCGUGGGAUCUGCAGCGACCGAGCGGGUCAAGGUUGGCGAUCGCGUGUGCGGUGGAGUGCAUGGGGCGAACCCACUCGACCCCGCUGUCGGAGCCUUUGCCGAGUACGUCGGAGCCACCGCGGACAUUCUGGCGGUCAUUCCUCCGGAUUUGUCAUUUACAAAUGCCGCUGCUAUCGGGGGCGCGGGUCCGGCGACAAUGGCUUUGGCUCUCCGGGACGAGCUGGGGCUGUCGAUCAAUGCAUCGUCCGAGCGAAAGGAGGAGUUUGUGCUGGUCUAUGGAGGAAGUACCGCCACGGGGACGAUGGCUUUGCAGUUUCUACGCAGCGCGGAGGCCGUCUUCGACUACCACUCCGAACGGUGCGCCGAAGAGAUUCGGAGCUACACCAAGGACACACUCCGGUACGUUCUGGACUGUAUCACCGAGCCGGCCACCAUUGAUCUCUGCCUGAGGAGUAUCGGUCGCGCGGGGGGCAAGUACUGCGGGCUCGAGGCGUUUGCCGAUGAGUUACGGUCACGUAAGGCUGUGUCCAUGGAAUGGGUGCUGGCGCUGAGCAUCUUCGGCAAGCGGAUCGCACUCGAUAGGGGCUACGGCCGGGAGGCGGAUCCCAAACAUCGAGUGUUGGGUCGGGAGAUGUUUGAGGAAGUGGAGCGGAUGCUGCAGGAUAAAGAGCUGAGAGCCCAUCCGGUCCGUGUGAUGAAUGAGAGCUGGGAGGAUAUUCCUCAGGGACUGGAUUUGCUCAAAGCUAAGAAGGUCUCGGGAGAGAAGUUGGUGUAUAUUGUUGAUCAGCGUCAGACGGGUCUAUAG